CACCGGAAGCAAUGCUAGUGCCGGUGCUCAACAUUAUGCUUCACCCGUCGCAUCCGCUGUUCUAGUUUAUGAAUCUGUUGCUGGAUAUGAUUUGACAUGAGCGGAAGAAGGAGAGCAAAACCCAACAGGGGUGGAGGACGCUUUAAUAAGGGUGGUGGUGGUGGAGGUGGAGGUGGAGGAGGAGGAGGAAGGAAAGCAUUCAGUGGCCUGGAUGAUGAUGAUGAUUUUUCUCUGAAUCUUGGACCAAGUCGCGCCACCAAACCUCCCUCUAGAGGAAGAGGACGAGGGGCUUUUACAAGUAGAGGCCAUGGGGGCAGUAGAGGAAGGGGACGGGGCAGCUUCCAGGGUUUUCCCAGAGAUGGCUCGAGACAGGGUGAGGAAGGACGAGAUCAGGGUAGACCUGAAAGGUACAAGCUGCCACUACAGAAGAUACACAUGACAUCAGAAAACCGGCUACAAGUAAAGGAAUUACUGAAAGAACUUCAGAGUCAGGAAUAUAAUACUCCAAACAGUGGCUCAGAAGAUGAGGGAGAGGAAGAAGAGGAGGAAGAGUAUGAUGAGUUGGACCAUCGUGAGGAAGGUCAGUUCUGGCUCACUCAGGACGAUGGUGUCGGGAGCGCAGAAGAAGGUGUCUGCGAAGAAGACAAUGAGGAAGAAACGUCUGUCAAACCAGAACCUGUUGUUUCCCUCUUUGCCUUAGGCACGCUCUGCAGGUAUGGUUUUGACCGUGAACGUAGCAGGCGAGCUCUGGAAGCCGCAGAGAGAUUUGGGAAAGGGGAAGUCGGCGCCACACUGGAGUUCCUUCUCUCUCAAAUGUUCACUGAGCGUUUUGGCUCGACUGCUCUCGAUAUUCAGGUGCCAGACCCGCCAUCAUAUGAGGAAUGCAUUGCCAUGCGCCAGGAGGAGGCUGUUGCUUUAACCGCCAUCUAUGGAGAGCGCUUCUGUGAAAGAAUCAGUGACCGUGUCUGGACCAUUCAUCUGGAUCUGCUGUGGAUGACCGAGCAUUGUAGUAAGACCUCAAAGCUGACUAAGAAAGGCCAAGUGAGAGAGUCUUCAUCCACUCAGGUGUGUAAAUUCUACUUAAAGGGAGCAGGAUGUAAGUUUGGAAAGCACUGCCAUUUCAAACACCAAAGACCAACUGAUUCGAGCCAUCACAGAGACCUGUGUGGGCUAAGCCAGCCUGGCUUUAGUAGUACUGACUGCCCUGUUUACCAGCUGGAGGUCCGCUUUCCUCAGGAAAGCCGCUACCCCUUUCAGCCACCGUUAGUUGCCUUCAGUACCACGGAUGAAGCGAUCUCUAGAGCAGGACGACUUAAUGUGACAGAAUAUCUUUUUGGCCAAGCCCUUUCAGCGGCACAAGAGGGCGAACCUGUGGUCUACACCCUCAUCUCUUGUCUUGAGGAUGAUGGACCAGUCAGAGAGCUCCUUUCAGCUUCACAUCACAAAUAUAGUGCUCCACCCCCUGUGUUAGCCCCACCCACUAUUACUGCACCAAGAAUUCGUAGCACCUCGGCCAACAGUACGCCAAACAGUACAUCAGUUUCUUCUUCGCGAUGUACUAACGCAGCACAGAACACCAACCUCACAGUCCUGCAUACAGAAGGAGAUAAUCACAACACAGAAGAUAUCGAAGAUGAGCUGGAUGACGAAGAAGCUGAAGAAAGUGUUCCCAUAGAGAAUGAGAGCUACGUGAACUUUAGAAAGAGGAUGGAGAAAAAAGCUGAGAUAAGAGCUGAAGAGGUGCUGCAAGAGAACAAGAAGCUUUCUAGAGAUUUCAGGAAAAAAACGUCUUCCAGGCGCUAUACGUCAAUGCAGGAGCAGAGGGCAAAGCUGCCUGUGUGGGAGAAAAAACACAACAUUCUAGAUGCUCUGGAGAAGAAUCAGGUUCUUGUGAUCAGUGGGAUGACUGGGUGUGGGAAGACAACUCAGAUCCCUCAGUUUAUCCUGGAUGACUCUCUGAAUGGACGAGCAGAGAACGUAGCCAACAUCAUAUGCACUCAGCCUCGCCGGAUCUCUGCAAUCGCCGUGGCAACCAGAGUUGCUCAGGAACGGGCCGAGACUCUAGGCCACUCUACUGGAUACCAGAUCCGUUUGGAGACUGUCAGAUCCUCCUGCACUAGGCUGCUGUUCUGCACUACUGGUGUCUUGUUGCGUAGGCUAGAGGGAGACGCUCAGCUCACUGGAGUCACACACGUCAUAGUGGACGAGGUUCAUGAACGCACAGAGGAAAGUGACUUCCUGUUGCUGGUUCUGAAGGAUCUGAUGAUGCAAAGGUCUGACCUGAAGAUCAUAAUGAUGAGUGCUACUCUCAACGCUGAUCUCUUCUCCCAGUAUUUCCACAAGUGUCCCACCAUCCACAUACCAGGACGUACAUUCCCAGUGGAACAAUUUUUCCUUGAAGAUGCUAUUGCGAUGACCAGGUAUGUAAUAGAGGACCGCAGCCCAUACCGGCGCUUGGCAAAGCAGAAUGGCCCGCCCAAUCAAAGGGCUGGGAAAGCACAGCCUGCAGUGAUGAACAUGGAUGAUGAUGGAUGGUCAUUUAACGUAUUUUUAAAGAAAGAUACAGUCAAAGAUUCCAUACCUGACCAACAACUCAAUGUACAUGAGCUCACACUCCGAUACCCAACUUGCUCAAAAACGGUGGUGAAAACUCUGGCUGCCAUGGACCUGGAUAAAAUCAACAUGGAUCUUGUGGAGAGUCUGCUAGAGUGGAUUGUAAAUAGAGAGCACAGUUAUCCUCCAGGUGCUGUUCUGGUAUUCUUGCCUGGAUUAGCUGAAAUAAAGCAGUUAUAUGAGCAGCUGCAAGCCAAUAGGAUGUUUAACAACAGAAGAGCUAAGAAGUGUGUGGUGUACCCACUUCAUUCCUCUCUGUCAAAUGAGGAGCAGCAGGCAGUGUUUACAAGGCCACCAGAGGGUGUGACCAAAAUCAUCAUCUCUACUAAUAUUGCAGAGACAUCAGUGACCAUUGAUGAUGUAGUGUACGUCAUUGACUCUGGCAGAAUGAAAGAGAAGAGGUACGAUGCCAGUCGCAGUAUGGAAAGUUUGGAGGAUGUGUGGGUGUCUCGUGCUAACGCUUUGCAGAGGAAAGGCCGAGCCGGCCGUGUGGCCUCUGGAGUCUGCUUCCAUCUGUUCACCAGCCAUCGCUUCACUCACCACCUGAGCCAGCAGCAGCUGCCUGAGAUCCAGAGAGUGCCACUGGAGCAGCUCUGCCUCAGGGUUAAAGUAUUGGAGAUGUUCUCCAAGACUCCUCUGCACUCUGUGUUUUCACGGCUUAUAGAACCUCCAGCACAGGGCAGUCUGGAGGCAGCUAAGCAAAGACUCUCUGCUCUUGGUGCACUUACUGAAGCUGAGUGCCUCACUCCUCUUGGUUGGCAUCUCGCCUGCCUACCAGUGGAUGUGCGCAUUGGAAAGUUGAUGCUGCUGGGUGCAAUCUUCCGUUGUCUGGACCCAGCCCUCACCAUCGCCGCUAGCCUUGCCUUCAAGAGCCCAUUUGUCUCCCCAUGGGAUAAACGUGAGGAGGCUAAUGAGAGAAAACUGAGUUUUUCUCUCGCCAACAGUGACCAUCUUGCUCUGCUACAGGCAUAUAAGGGUUGGUGUACUGCAGCACAGAAUGGUUCACAGGCUGGCUAUGGUUACUGCAGAGAGAACUUCCUGUCUAUCCGGGGACUACAGGAAAUAGCAUGUCUGAAGAGGCAGUUUGCAGAGCUCCUUUCUGAUAUCGGCUUUGUAAAGGAGGGACUGAAGGUCAGAACCAUAGAAAGGAUGAGCUCUAAAGGAACAGAUGGUGUGCUGGAGGCUACAGGCUAUGAGGCAAAUCUAAACUCUGAUAACACAAAGCUGAUGUCAGCAAUGUUGUGUGCAGCCCUCUACCCCAAUGUUGUCCAGGUGCGAGCUCCACAGGGGAAGUAUAAGCUGACAAGCAAAGGGGCUGUGAAGAUGCAGCCAAAAGCUGAGGAACUCCGCUUCCUCACUAAAAACGAUGGGGCAGUUCACAUCCAUCCUUCCUCCGUCAACUUCAUGGUGCGUCAUUAUGACAGUCCAUACCUGGUUUACCACGAGAAAGUGAAGACCAGCCGUGUGUUUAUCCGGGACUGCAGUAUGGUCUGUGUGUAUCCCAUGGUGCUGUUCGGUGGGGGGCAGGUCAAUGUGGAGCUACAACGUGGCGAAUUCAUCAUCUCUCUGGAUGACGGCUGGAUUCGAUUCACUGCUGCCUCACAUGAAGUUGCUGAGCUGGUGAAGGAGCUGCGCUGGGAGCUCGACCAGCUCCUGGAGGAGAAAAUCAAGAAUCCGAGCAUGGACUUGAUCACCUGCCCACGAGGCUCCCGCAUCAUACACACCAUAGUAUCUCUUAUCUCAACACAGUAA
This is a messenger RNA of Hemibagrus wyckioides, 4365 nucleotides long. RefSeq names its product DEAH (Asp-Glu-Ala-Asp/His) box polypeptide 57 (gene dhx57). The coding region runs from base 97 to 4365 and encodes 1422 amino acids. Gene Ontology annotation, molecular function: metal ion binding; RNA binding; ATP binding. Lineage: Eukaryota; Metazoa; Chordata; Actinopteri; Siluriformes; Bagridae. The record is from RefSeq and is a predicted model, not a curated record. The transcript is spliced from 23 exons. Gene Ontology annotation, cellular component: intracellular anatomical structure.